AAGUGAAUAAAAAAGGGAAAUGAAGCGUGACACGUGCUAAGCACGAGGGUGGACAAAACAUGAAGGGAGGGGGAUGAUCACUCAGAUUAGAGACCACAAAAAGAAAACGCUACUUCCCCUCCAUUUUGUCUGAAUCAAAAUCUCGCCCUCCUCCACCUUCCAAUUCCGGCUCUGAUUCUCUGGUCUGCAGUCUGCAGCGGAGAACUAUCAAUGGCUGGAACUGGAGCGGAUCUCAUCACUCCUCUCAUCUCCUCCCCACCCUCCGAUCAACCUGAACUCAUCCUCACCGUCGAUGACCGACCCGGUUUUGAAUCCUUCAGUGACCAUUGCUCCUCUAAUGGCACUAAGGCUGACCACACCCAACCUGAGUCUGAUAACCCGUUUGAGUUUCUCGGGUCGGGCGGCUUCUCCGUCCCUGGAACACCCACCGUGGAUCCGUUCCGGAAUAACACGCCCAAGAUUGAUGGGGUUUAUGAGUGGUUCAAGAUCCUGGUCUGCGUACCCAUUGCUGCGAUUCGGCUGGUAUUGUUCGGAUUGUGUUUGCUGGUUGGGUAUUUGGCUACCAAGUUUGCUCUUCAUGGUUGGAAGGAUAAGCAGAAUCCCAUGCCCAAAUGGCGGUGCCGGGUUAUGUGGGUCACGCGCAUCUGUUCUCGUUGUAUUCUCUUUUCUUUUGGCUACCAUUGGAUAAAACGAAGGGGAAGACCUGCUUCAAGGGAGACUGCUCCUAUAGUUGUAUCAAACCAUGUAUCAUAUGUUGAGCCUAUCUUCUUUUUCUAUGAAUUAUUCCCUACCAUUGUUGCAUCGGAGUCCCAUGAUUCCCUACCCUUUGUUGGAACCAUUAUUAGAGCAAUGCAGGUUAUAUAUGUUAAUAGGUUCUCCCAAUCGUCAAGGAAACAGGCUGUUAAUGAGAUAAAGAAAAAGGCUUCUUGCGAGAGAUAUCCUCGAGUGUUAUUGUUUCCUGAGGGAACUACAACUAAUGGAAGGGUCAUUAUUUCAUUCCAACUUGGUGCAUUUAUCCCUGGUUAUCCAAUCCAACCGGUAGUUGUCCGCUAUCCUCAUAUACAUUUUGACCAAUCUUGGGGGCAUAUUUCUUUGGGAAGGCUGAUGUUUAGAAUGUUCACACAGUUUCACAAUUUCAUGGAGGUAGAAUACCUCCCUGUCAUUUCACCCCUUGAAAAUAAAAAAGAAAAUGCUGUCCAUUUUGCAAAGCGGACUGGUCAUGCUAUUGCAACUGCACUAAAUGUUGUACAAACAUCUCAUUCAUAUGGGGACUUAAUGCUUCUCACUAGAGCAUCUCAGUCAAAACAGGAAAAGCCCUCAAGUUAUAUGGUUGAAAUGGCAAGGGUGGAAUCAUCAUUCCAUUUAAGCACCUUGGAAGCUGUGGACUUUCUGGAUACAUUUCUUUCCAUGAAUCCAGAUCCCAGUGGAUGUGUUAAAAUCCAUGACUUCUUUAGGGUGCUAAGACUGAAGCCAUGUUAUCUUUCUGAGAAGAUAUUUGGAUUCAUUGAUGUGGACAAGAGUGGAAGGAUCACAUUCAAACAGUUCUUGUUCGGAUCAGCUCAUGUGAUGAAGCAGCCAUUAUUCCGACAAGCCUGUGAAUUAGCAUUUGCUGAAUGUGACUCUGAUGGAGACUUGUACAUUUCAGAGCAAGAGUUGGGAGAUUCCAUUAGACCAGUGAUUCCAGACUUGAAUGAGGAUGAGUGGCAAUUGCAGAUACAGGAGACGUUCAACUUGUUUGACACUGACAAAGAUGGCAGGGUAAGCAAGGAUGAUUUCAGUAACUGCCUGAGAAGGCAUCCGCUGCUCAUAGCACUUUUCUCACCCAGUUUGCUGCACAAGGCUUAACGGAGGCACGGUAUUCAGAUGCAAGAGGAGAUUGUGUGAUGAAUGGGAUUGAAUGUAGGUUAGAAUUGGUUGAUGUAUUAUUGUAACCCAGAUGGGAUUUUGAGGGGAGUAGGUGUUUUUUACCCAUGGAAAUGCUCCCGAGUUGCAGGGAUCCCUUUUCAAACUCAAAAACUUCUUCCCCCCUGUAACUGUAAAAUGGUUUUUUAGGCAGUCAGCUUUGCUAAAUUAAUUUGGGUUUCCAUUUUUAUAAUCGUCUCAGUAUUGUAUCUGAACAAAAAUCAUCUCACACAUAAUUUGGGUUUCCAUUCA
Messenger RNA from Vitis riparia (riverbank grape), 2154 nucleotides. Its product is annotated as lysophospholipid acyltransferase LPEAT2. The record is from RefSeq and is a predicted model, not a curated record. The coding region runs from base 211 to 1845 and encodes 544 amino acids. Gene Ontology annotation, biological process: phospholipid metabolic process. The transcript is spliced from 14 exons. NCBI's taxonomy places the organism in Eukaryota, Viridiplantae, Streptophyta, Magnoliopsida, Vitales, Vitaceae. Gene Ontology annotation, molecular function: lysophosphatidylethanolamine acyltransferase activity; calcium ion binding.